Messenger RNA from Prorocentrum cordatum, 3186 nucleotides. NCBI's taxonomy places the organism in Eukaryota, Dinophyceae, Prorocentrales, Prorocentraceae. The record is from the annotation of a GenBank genome assembly.
AUGACAUGCUCGCGCGGGCGCGUGGGGUCGGCGGGGACAGGCGCUACUAUUAUCGACGACGUCGCUGCACUCGAAGAGGAACAGGCCGGCCAGCCUGGAGUGCGUCGGGGCCCUGGCUGGCGACUUCGCGCUGCCACUGGCGCUGCUCCACGGCGCCGAGGUGCACUCGACCGUGCUGCGCGUCGCCUCGGUCCGUCGCCAAUGUGGCUGCACUACGACGUCUGCGACAACUUUCUCUGCUGCGUCCGGGGCCGCAAGCGGGUGGUCCUGCUGCACCCGCGCGAGGUGGGGGGCCUUUACGUGAACGGCUCUUCGUCGCUGCUGGGCAGCCGGGCCUUGGACCCCGACGCGGACCGCCUCGAGGAGCUCUGGCGGGAAUUCCCGCUCGCGCGGGCCGCUUGGUCCAGGCGGCUGGAGGUCGAGCUCGAGGCGGGGGACGUGCUGUACAUCCCCGCGCUCUGGCCGCACUGCACGGAGGCGCUGCCAGCGAGGACGCCGCAGGGGGCGCUCCGCGGAGCAUCCUGCGCCAGAGAGAUCGCCCUCAGCACCAACGUCUUCGUGGUCAGGCCAGAGCUCGCGGCGCUGCACGAUCCCAAGGACGUGUGGGCGAACCGGGAGCUGCUCCCGGCGCAGGAGGCGCUCCGGGCCCUCGAGGAGCGAGUGGUGGCGAAGCUGCAGGGCGUGCCAGGCCUGCAUCGCGCGUUCUACUGCAGGAAGGCGGCCUCGGCGCUCCUCGCUCUGGCAGACGCCGCCGAUCGCGCGGCGGCGCAGCCGGCGGGCACCCUCGACGGGCUGUCCUUCUACCGCGCGGUGCGAGGCUGCCUGGCCCAGUUCGGGCUGCCCGCCCGGGGGCAGUGGCCGCCCCUGCCGGACGACCCCCAGACCGGGGUGCCGUUCCUGCUGGGCGCGGUGUGCUUCGCGGCCGCGGGCCCGAAUUCGAGGAAGGCGUCCGUGUUCAUCUGCAUCGGGGACAUGUCCCAUUGCCUCGGCCAGAACUCCUGGGAGACGCCCAUAGGCGCCGUAGCGGAGCAGUCCCUCGACGCUCUGGACCGCAUCGAGACGUGCUAUGGGGACAUCGCGGAGUGCGACGGUCCUGGCCCCGACGCUGGCCGCCUGAGCCGCGAAGGCGACGCGUACCUGCGCGCCGACUUCCCCGGGCUCACGUACAUCCGCACGGCAGCCCCGCUGGACUGGCCCCCUGCCGCCGAGGGUGAGCACGGCCCGUCCCAGGCUCGGAGCCGCGGCGCGGAGGGAGAGCCCACGGCGCGCACCAGGGCCCAUUGCCUCAUGAGGAUGCCGCCCCUGUUCGAUGUUCUUGCGGGCUCUGCGUUCCGGGGUUCUGAGCGGGGCGAUCGUUGGCUUCCCAGGGCCCUCUGCGUGUCGGGCCACUGCUUCAGGCCGCUCGCACCGGUGUGCAGGGCGAGCUGGGACGGCUACAUCGCCAGACGGCUGAGAUUCCUGCUCGCGUGCCAGGCAUCUGCCGCGGCCGCGGCCGUGUCGUGCUCCGCCUCCUGGCUUUUCCUGCCUCCGUCCCUGCCGGUCGGGUCGCUCCUGGCAUCCGUGGUAGGCCGCGGGCCGUUCCGCAGGUCGCGGCCGGGGGAGCCCACUCUCGGCCGAGGCUCGGCCGUGGCCGAGGGAGCGGCCGGGCGGGCGGAGGCCCUGGCCGCGGCUGCGCAGCCCGCCGGCGGGCCGCAGGUCGUGCCCCGCGCUCUGCAGGGCUGCAGGUCCGGGCGCGACGUGCAGGACUCUGGCGGCGACCGCAGGCCCCCCCCUUCGGCGGCGCUGCGCCCCCAUCCUGCGAGCGCGAUUGCGACCGCUGGCGAUCAGAGGACCUACCUGGACAAGAAGAUGACGCCCCUGACGCCCCCUGCUGGAGAGCGAGCCCACAGGGCGGGGCAAUCCACCGAAGCCCUCGCCGCCGCGCCCCUUGCCGUCGCGGGGGGCAGCGGCGGGCGGCCCAUCCUGUGCGGAGACGAGAACCAGCUCUGCCCCGCAGUCGCGUCUCUUCGGGCUGCGGCGCUUGGCGUGGCCCUCUCGGUGCUCGCGCGCCCUCUCGACUCGCUGGGCAAAGGCGACUGCGACGUGCUACUCGAUCUGUGCAGCCGGAUGCACCCUGGCAUUAUGCAGCGGAAGGCCGGGCCGGCAGAUCGCGAUGGCGCGCUCGACACCCCCCGCGACAACAGCACGGGCCCCGCGCUCAUGGGGGCCGACGGCUUCCUGAACGCCCAGCGCAGCGCCCAGUCAGGGGACCGCGUCCGAGACCUGGGCGUUCACGAGGGCGGCCGGGCUCUCCGCCACACAUUGGCAGAGGUCACCGUCAACCUCCGAGAAGCCACAACCGUCUGCGACAUUAUCAAGGCCAUGGAGGACCACCUCCUGGAUGCCAACGAGCGCGCCAUUGUCCUCUGCGGCUACGUGUCCAGGUGGGAGCACGCGAUCGCACUGCGAACACGGCAGUCUUUUCAUGUGGUCCAGCUUGCCCCGGCCUUGGGCAGGGUGGGGCUGGGCAUGCUGGGACAGGAGGGCGCCGAGGCUCUCUCCGGGCGAGGCGAGCCGAGGUGCACGUACACGUCCAACGCCUCCAGGAGGGCGGGUGCGCCGCCCGGGCGCCCGGAGCUGCGGGAGGCCUUCCACCGCGGCGUGGCGCGGGCCUCGCUGCGCGCCGAGCUGGCGGGCCCGGCGGCCCGGCCCGUGGAGGUCGUCUUCCCCGACGCCGCCGCGCGGCUCGGCGGCGCGGGGGCGCUGGAGAGCUGCUGGGCGCAGCUGCCCACCAUGUUCGGCCGGGGCCGGGCCGUCGUCGGCGUCCAGGUCCUGCUCGCGCCGCAGGGCGCCGCGGACAAGGCCGGCGCCGCCGCCUGGAGCGUGGCCCUCAGAGUCAAGGUGCUCGCCCGCACCACGUACUCCAGCCAGGCAGGGGUCCACUUCGCGGCCCGGCUUGUCGCCGGGCUGGCGAAGCCGCUGGACCAGCUGGUCACCGUGGUGCCGGACCACCGCCCAGUGCGGGACCCAGGCCGCCCCGCGAUCGACCCCAAGUACCGGGAGCACCUGUCGGGCCUCGUCGUCGAGCAGGGCGACGCCGUGUUUGAGGAGCUCAUGUCGACCGGCGCGCUGGCGUGGACGAUGGCUCUCAGCGUGCAGGACGUCGGCAAGCCCGUGGAGGACGUCCGUUACGACGACUGCUGCUGA